Messenger RNA from Oncorhynchus tshawytscha (Chinook salmon), 1560 nucleotides. RefSeq names its product zinc finger and SCAN domain-containing protein 2-like. The record is from RefSeq and is a predicted model, not a curated record. Gene Ontology annotation, biological process: regulation of transcription by RNA polymerase II. The transcript is spliced from 2 exons. Gene Ontology annotation, molecular function: DNA-binding transcription factor activity; RNA polymerase II cis-regulatory region sequence-specific DNA binding. The coding region runs from base 233 to 952 and encodes 239 amino acids. Lineage: Eukaryota; Metazoa; Chordata; Actinopteri; Salmoniformes; Salmonidae.
GCGAUGUGUGUCUAUAAUCUAGUGGACGGUUCUUCAGAAACCUCCGUAGCUUGCUAGCCAACAUAGCCGAAAGAUUCAAGCUAUUUAUACGCUUUCGAUGUAUAUUAGCUACUGUGUUUUAGACACACUUCUGUCGUAUCUACUUGUUAACCUAUUUCAUUUAAUAUUACGUUAUUUUGUAUUAGUCAGCUAUAGUAGCUGGUUGGUUAAGUUAGCACUAGUCUAGUCGCUAAUGAUAGCUAGCUACCUAACAUCCCCGACCAUGAGCUCCCUAAACUACUCCCCUCCUGUUAAAGAAGAGGGGAAAUGCUGGACGGAGAAAGAAGCUCAGGGGCUGAACAUUGUUGUGAAAGAGGAGGAGGAAGAGGAUGUCACAGUAAAACAAGUGGAGGGUGAGGCUGUUACAGUGGAAGAAGAAGAGAAAGAUGUUUCAGUGAAAGAAGAGGAAGAUGCUGUUUUUGGAGUGAAGAAGGACGGGGAGAUUACUGUCACAUUGAAAGAUGAAGAGGUGGAGAUAGGAGAUCUGAUUCAAACCAGAGAGAGACGUGGAUUCUCUGGGGAGCCUCAGCAACCUCAUGAUGCUGACAAGGCAGAGAAGAGACUCUCCACAUUUGAACACAAGAAACACCAGCAGAAACCCACAGGGAAGAGAAGUCACCGCUGCUCUGACUGUGGGAAGAGAUUCACCUCAUCAGCGGGCAUUAAAAUUCAUCAGAGAAUACACACAGGAGAGAAACCUUUUAGCUGUACUCAAUGUGGGAAGAGUUUUACUCAAUCAGCCAGCCUAAUAUCACACCAGAGAACACACACAGGAGAUAAAUCUUAUAACUGUGCUCAAUGUGGGAAGAGUUUUACUCGGUCAACCGGCCUGAAAUCACACGAGAACACACAGGAGAGAAAUCUUAUAGCUGUUUUGAAUGUGGCAAGAGUUAUGUUACAUCUAGCUGUCUGACUAAACACCAGAGAACACACCCAGGAGAGAAACCUUUUAGCUGUGCUCAAUGUGGGAAGUGUUUUACUCAGUCAAACAGCCUGAUAUCACACCAGAGAAAACACACAGGAGAGAAGUCUUAUAGCUGUGCUCAAUGUGGGAAGAGUUUUACUAUGUCUAGCAAGCGGACUACAAACCAUAUAACACAUACAGGAGAGAAACCUCAGCUGUGAUCAGUGUGACCAGAGAUAAUCUGAUAAAAUACCUCUGAUCAAACAUCAGAAAAUACAUACAUGAAGGAGUUGUUUCAUGAUAUCAAUGAAUUAAUGUCACAAUGUAGAAUGUUUUAACAAUGUAGGAAGAGUAUUUUAACGAUGUCACAAUGUAGAAUGUUUAAACAUUGUAGUAGGACUAUUUGAAUAAUGUCACAAUGUAGAACUCUAAACGUUUGCCCCCUGUUCUAUUGAUUUCAAUUUGAUAGGUAUAUUAGCCUCAAGGAAAAAUACAGGCCUUGAAUUGAAAGAGUUACUAUUUGUGAUUUAACAAAAAGUGACUAACAAAAAAAGACUUGUGUUACACUUACCAUGUUGGUGACCCACUUGAAUCAAUAUGCAACACUUCAAAAUGUA